UUGAGUGGUCAAAAGGGAUUGCGAUUUGCUACAAUGAAGAGGCUAACGCCGUGGAGCGAUGAGGAGGAUGAUUCCUCGUCGUCUUCGGGUUCAGAUUCAGAGGGCGCAGCAGCUGACAAGAAAUCAUCUAGACAAAAGAAAUCUAGAGGCAAGUCUGGAAAGCUCAAGAGUGGUGGUGCUGUGGACUUUGAAGCGUUGAGACAACAUGGGUAUAAAGGGGGGUUGUCAGUCCUGAGUGUGCCAGCACCAAAAGAUGACACGAAACCUGACUGGACUUGGUCUACUGGCAAAGAGCGUCGCGAAACCACGGAUGUUGGAGAAUCCUACCAAGAACGACAGAAAACAAGAUAUGCAUUGAGGGAUGGAGAGGCUUUGAUGAAUGUGCAAACUUCAAAAGAGAAGAAAAAUAUGUCAUUCCAGCAGAAAGAGAAGAGGAAACGAGAGCUUGGUCAGGCUAGUAGGGGGAAGAAUUAUGUUGAAGAAGAGAAGAGGUUGUUAAGGGAAAGCGGUGUCUACUCUGGUUUUGAUACGUGAUCACCGAUGCUCCUUGUUAUGCAAGGGACUUGAAAAUCCUGUUAAUUUAAGGACUUUCUUGUACCUAUAUGAUUGGUUUGUACCAUGCAAUUAGAUCUAGUGUGAUUUACCGUGUGUUUUUUGAUAGAUUUUUGUCUGACCGGAAAAUCAAAGUGGUAAAUUGUUAGCUGAUAUACUACAUUUUCUUGCCCCCAUCCAAGAUUUCCAUU
Populus euphratica (Euphrates poplar) is the source of this 743-nucleotide messenger RNA. RefSeq lists its product as uncharacterized. The transcript has 3 exons. The record is from RefSeq and is a predicted model, not a curated record. Lineage: Eukaryota; Viridiplantae; Streptophyta; Magnoliopsida; Malpighiales; Salicaceae. The coding region runs from base 34 to 534 and encodes 166 amino acids.